AGUGAAGUCUUUAUUAACACUUUUCAUAGGGUUGUGCUCCAAAAAUAAGUUAAAAUAUAUUCUGCGUUUUCGAGAAAAUUAUUGUAAAAUUCUACAGAAAAGUUUUAUUUAUUGAUUGUUCUAUUUUCCAGUCGUAUAUGUCCAUCCAGAACUUACAAAAAUUUGACCCCUUUGCUGAUGCAAUUAAGGGUGCUGAUGAUAAUGUUCAAGACGGUCUUGUUCAUAUAAGAAUUCAGCAAAGAAAUGGUCGUAAAACAUUAACUACAGUACAAGGCCUUUCAUCAGAAUACGAUUUAAAGAAAAUUGUCCGGGCAUGCAAAAAGGAAUUUGCUUGCAAUGGAACUGUAAUUGAGCAUCCUGAGUACGGUGAAGUAUUACAAUUACAAGGUGAUCAAAGAGAAAACAUAUGUCAAUGGUUGACAAAAUCUGGGUUAGCUAAAUCUGAUCAAUUAAAAGUUCAUGGUUUCUAAAUCUUUAAUACUUAUUAAUUUGUUGAUAUAAAUUAACUAUAUAAAAUAUAAUAGUAAUAGAAAUAAUAUUAAUAUUACUCAUAUUAAUAACAAAAAAAAGAACAUAUUUAAUAUAACGUAAUUUCAAUAUUUUCUUUAUAUUUUUCAAAUAGCUUAUUUUAAAUUGUUUUUUUUUUUUAAAUGGUAAAAAUGAUCUUAAUAAGGACGAUAGAGAAUUUAAUAUCAGAUAAUUAUUGUAUAACAAAUAAAAUUCGAGCAAAAUUUAAAUGUAUUUUCUAGCUUUUGUAAAAUUUAUAAUAAUUUUUAAAUUAAUUCUCUGACUAGAUUUUUAAAUUACAAAAUAAAUUCUCUUCCACAAAAACAUUUUUUUUUUCGUUUUCUUUUUCCUUUCUAAAGGAAGUUCAUACAAUUUGAAGGUAAUAAUUUAUAACAGUUAAAAUUUAUA
Molecule: messenger RNA, 915 nt
Organism: Condylostylus longicornis
Lineage: Eukaryota; Metazoa; Arthropoda; Insecta; Diptera; Dolichopodidae
Gene: eIF1
Product: eukaryotic translation initiation factor eIF1
Exons: 3
Coding region: 138-470 (110 amino acids)
Biological process (GO): translational initiation
Cellular component (GO): eukaryotic 43S preinitiation complex
Molecular function (GO): ribosomal small subunit binding; RNA binding; translation initiation factor activity
Source: RefSeq, a predicted model, not a curated record